AGUUAUGGAUGAUGAGAAGAGCAACAACGUAGAAAGAUUCGACGACUUCGUCUUGCCAGGGUUUAGGUUUCAUCCCACAGAUGAAGAACUCGUAAGUUUCUACCUCGAACGGAAGGUUCUACACAGAUCUCUUCCCUUCGAACUCAUCAAGAAAGUCGACAUUUACAAAUACGAUCCAUGGGACCUACCAAAGCUUGCGGCCAUGGGGGAGAAAGAGUGGUACUUUUACUGUCGAAGAGACAGGAAAUAUCGGAACAGCACGAGGCCAAACCGAGUAACCGGAGGUGGAUUCUGGAAAGCAACCGGAACUGACCGGCCCAUAUACUCAUUGGACUCGACUCGAUGCAUUGGUUUGAAGAAGUCGCUUGUGUUUUAUCGUGGUCGAGCUGCUAAAGGAAUCAAAACCGAUUGGAUGAUGCAUGAGUUUCGUCUCCCAUCCCUCUCUGACUCUCAUCACUCAUCGUCGUAUCCCAGUUACAGUAACAAGAAGAACCAUAACAUCAGCGAUAAAGAGAUACCUUCCGGCGAUGCUUGGGCUAUUUGCAGAAUAUUUAAGAAGACGAACUCAACAUCAUCACAAAGAUCAGUCCCACAAUCAUGGCUUUAUCCAGCGAUUCCUGACACUAACCACUACAACUCACAGUCGCAAAGCGCAACUCUUUUUGCUUCAACAGACGUUUUCAGAAACAUAGCAACAAGACAAAACCUUAUUUCUUCUCCAGUAGACGAACCCGCAAGCUUCACAGAAUCGGCUGCUGCUUAUUUUGCAUCUCAGAUGCUCGGAGUUCCUUACAACAUAGCUAGAAACAGCGGAACCGGGGAUGCUCUGUUUCUGAGAGACAACGAGAAUACCUACUCUCGUAAUUUGGCUGGAGGGCUGCCUAAUGAGCUUCUGAAUGUAAGAUCAAUGGUAGAGUCUGGUUUCGAGACGACGACCGUUAGUGAGAUGUCGGCGACGACGUAUCCCCCUAACAACUAAAGUCUUACGAAUCACGAUUUACUACUGAACACUUGAAUUAGUGUAGGACAGCGCUAAUAUGUUUUAGUUUUUAAUUAUCUAGCUUUGCUUUUGGUUUCUUGGAGACCAAAAAGAAAGAAAAAAACAACUUGCUUUGCUUUAUUUGUAGCCAUCGGCGUUUUGAAGUAACCUAAUCUUGAACAAUGUAACUUUGCUUU
Messenger RNA from Eruca vesicaria subsp. sativa (arugula), 1176 nucleotides. The record is from the annotation of a GenBank genome assembly. NCBI's taxonomy places the organism in Eukaryota, Viridiplantae, Streptophyta, Magnoliopsida, Brassicales, Brassicaceae.